This is a messenger RNA of Emys orbicularis (European pond turtle), 966 nucleotides long. Its product is annotated as olfactory receptor 2G3-like. Gene Ontology annotation, biological process: G protein-coupled receptor signaling pathway. The record is from RefSeq and is a predicted model, not a curated record. NCBI's taxonomy places the organism in Eukaryota, Metazoa, Chordata, Testudines, Emydidae. Gene Ontology annotation, cellular component: membrane. The transcript has a single exon. Gene Ontology annotation, molecular function: odorant binding; G protein-coupled receptor activity; olfactory receptor activity. The coding region runs from base 4 to 966 and encodes 320 amino acids.
CUCAUGGAGAAAGCAGAAGGUGGAAAUCAAAUGCCCGUCACAGAAUUCAUCCUCCUGGGAUUCGGGAGUCAACCUGGGCUGCAGAUUCUUCUCUUCCUGCUGUUUCUAGUGUUCUACGUUGUGACCAUGGCUGGGAAUCUCCUCAGCCAUGCUGCGCUAGUUGUGGCUGAUCCGCACCUUCACACGCCAAUGUACUUCUUUCUGGGGAACUUGUCCUGCUUGGAGACCUGCUACACCUCCACCAUCCUGCCCAGGCUGCUGGCCAGUCUCCUGACUGGGGACAGAACUAUUUCUGUGGAGGGCUGCAUCACGCAAUUGGCUGUAUUUGGUUUUUUAGCAACUACCGAAUGUUAUCUCUUGGCGGUGAUGUCUCACGAUCGGUAUUUAGCUAUAUGCAAACCUCUGCACUAUGGAACCCUUAUGAAUGGCCGGCUGUGCCUCCAGCUAGAAGCUGGGUCUUGGAUAAAUGGAUUUCUAUCUUGUACAAUAUUAGCGUGUCUCAUGUUAGAGUCAAUUUUCUGUGGCCCCAAUGAAAUGGACCACUUCUUCUGUGAUCUCACCUCAAUGCUAAAACUCUCAUGCAGUGACACCAGCCAGAUCACACCAGUUAUUUAUACAUUUUCCUUUCUUAAUUUAGUUCUCCCAUUUGUAUUAACCUUGACGUCCUAUGUUUGUGUCAUCAGCACCAUCCUGAGAAUCCCUUCCACCACUGGGAGGCAAAAGGCCUUUUCCACCUGCUCUUCUCACCUCAUCGUGGUGACCAUCUUCUAUGGGACCAUAAUGAUUGUCUACAUGGUACCGAAAUCCAGCACCCUGAGAGCCCUGAACAAAGUGUUCUCUGUCUGUUACACAGUCCUGACGCCCCUGGCCAAUCCGCUCAUCUACAGCCUGAGAAACAGAGAGGUCAAGGAGGCCCUGAGAAAUGCUAUCGGGGGAUCUGUGACCCUUACAAAGAAUUCAGAUUAG